AUGGCAGCGCUCUGCGGGAUGCACAUUUCACGGUCUCGUGCCUCCGAUGACACUGAUUGUGCGGCCAGAACAAAGGCGAGCUAUAUUACAAAAUAUCUUUAUAUCGCUCUGCAACGAGAACUGGAAUCAAAUUCCACCGCCAAGCGCCCUGAUAACACCCCUCAUCAAUUGUUACGGCGUGGCUGCAUCUUGCUAGCCACCAGCCUUGUGCAGUGCAAUGACAGAUUCCUAUUGGAUAAUAACCAUCAUGUGAUGGCGUCAACAGCCAGUGUUGAUGAAUGCGCAGAGAUUAUAGCAUCUCAUUCAGACAUGGUUAGAGAGUUAGCAUUGUUUGUGCAUCAAGCGUUUCGCUGCCUCAGAAAAAGUUCAGAAGAUGAAAGUGAACAUACUAGCAGCGAAAUACGUGACAUGAUUUCGCAACUUGCCCAUUUAGCCGAUACACCAGCUUUGUCGGUUUUGCUUGGGCGAGUGGCAGCAGAAACUGCCAUGGAGUUCGCAGAAACUACAGGAGAUCCCGAUGACCACAUGUGGGCCGUCGACGUCCAGGAGGUGGCGGUCGCAAGACAGCGUCAGGAGGAGACUGCCCAAAGGUCAUCAGAAGGACCCGAAGGAUCUAGUCAAAGCACGGGCCUGUUUCGCUGGGAAGAUAGCAUAGGUGAAUGGGUGGCAUCUACACCCGUGACCAAGGGAAAGCCCAUCGUAGUGCAGAAAGCCCAAAGACCCAUGCGCAUGCUAUCAAGCCCAGUACCCUGCAGCGCUUCCUCUACAGAUACAGAUACAGAUACAGACAGCAGCUCACCUGGGUCUGAUCGCUUCCAAGACUCUGUUUCAAGUCUGACCUCAUCUCCCCAGCCGAUGGGGACCAAACGUACUUUCGAGGACGCCGAGACCUUAUCCAUACGGCCUAGAAAACGACAGCGACCCACACCUGUGGUUGUAGUUGACAGGGGUGGAAACAGACGUCAGACACGCUCUCCUACCCCGACUAGAUACAGUUCUACUGUGGAACCAGUCACUCGCCGAGACAUUUUGCGAGAGCGCAGCACCAAUCUGACCAGACGGACGACUCCCGCAACACAACAGGCACGGAAGGUUGAAGUCGUGAUCGUCAAUCACAGAGAAAGCAGUCCAUGUCAGCCUGCCGUCCGGCCCACUUUGGAGCGUGCUGCAAAGCAGGUCCAUCGUACGGUAGAGAGGCGAAGGUCUACGCGCCCUCCAGUCUCAACCAUGCGUCGUAUUGUUGAGCCGACCCCUCGACAAAGAGUCAUCCCUUGUCACCAGGAUGACGACAGUGACGAUGAACUCAGCUUUUUCUGA
Penicillium coprophilum is the source of this 1317-nucleotide messenger RNA. RefSeq lists its product as uncharacterized. Bases 1 to 1317 code for a protein of 438 amino acids. The transcript has a single exon. Lineage: Eukaryota; Fungi; Ascomycota; Eurotiomycetes; Eurotiales; Aspergillaceae. The record is from RefSeq and is a predicted model, not a curated record.